AUGGUACCAUAAGUCAUAAAUAAAUCAUCAAAAGAUACGAUCAAUUUUAUCAUCAUGAAAAAUUGGCAUAUUAAGGAAUUAUGUAAUGAAGCCCCGGUUUCAACUUAUUACCAUUACAAGAUUGGCCGAGCAAAGCAAAGAACUGUUUAUUGCUACGAUUGAAAAUGGAAAUCAAAAGCGCUUGCUCGGGCGGUGCGCUGCGGCUCGGCUACAUCCGCAUCGUGCGGCGCUUCCUGUGGUUCCCGGGCUCGUGGCCGGGCCGCGCGCUGGGCGAGCGCGUGCCGCCGCUCAUCCGCUACCACCAGUACCAGAUACAAGUGCAGACCCUGCUCAUACUCGUUGGACAGAUUCUGUACCUGGCAGAGUACCAUGAAACUAUGUCUUUUCUAACGAUCGGUCAUGUUUACAUUACGACUUUUCUUGCUUUUCUAACUAGCGUUCGAGUCUUGGUGCCAUUGCUACCAGGGUAUAAGAAAGUAGUUAAAACAUUCCUGAUGGAGUUUCACUUAUUUUAUCACCAACAUAAGGGCACAUACGAGAAACAGAUAGCGAUGUAUUGGGAUAAAUACUCGUACGUGCUGACAUUGUUUCAAAUGGCGAUGGUGGUGCUCGGCAUGACGCUGUUCAACCUGCUGCCGGUGUACAAGAGCUACCGCGCCGGCGCCUUCACCGCCUGGGACCUCACCAACAAGACGCUCGAAUACUCAAUCUACUACACACUACCCGGCUUCAACUGCCUGGACCAUUUCUACAUAGCAACAACUUUAAAUCUAUACUUGUCUUACAUAACUUCUUGUAGCAUCUGCACUCUGGAUUUGCUCCUAAUAUUAAUCGUAUUUCAAAUCAUUGGACAUAUUCAAAUUCUGAAAUACAACAUAGAAAAUAUUCCCACACCAUCCCGUUCCGUUAGUAUUUUUGUCACAGAGAUUUCGCCGUCCUCUAACUCUAACGUAACUGUGCAGUUAUAUAAUAAAGAGGAGAAUUAUGUAAUAAAGCAAAAGUUGAUUGGUUUUAUCAGCCAUCACAGAUUCAUUAUCAGUUUCGCGGAUCGCGUAUCGUCGCUUUUCGGAGCCAUGCUCGCUUUCAACUAUCUGUUCCAAUUAGUCAGUGGAUGCGUGCUACUCUUGGAAUGUUCCAGCAUGGAUCCAGAUGCGUUGGCGCGCUUCGGACCCCUCACUUGCAUAGUGUUUGGAGAACUAAUACAGAUAUCUAUUAUUUUUGAAUAUAUAGGAUACAUAAGCGAGAAACUGAUCGACGCAGUGUACUGCAUGCCGUGGGAGAGCAUGGACGUCAGCAACCAGAAGACGGUCAAGUUCUUCCUGAGCCGCAUCCAGACGCCCAUCCAGCUCACCGCCAUGGGCAUCGUGCCCGUCGGCGUGCAGACCAUGCUGGGGAUAUUAAAAACGACACUAUCAUAUUUUGCUUUGCUAAAAUCAAUCAGCGAAUAGUGGCCUAGAUUCCACAUAUUCUACUACAUUUUAUUAUAAAGCACACUGCAAAAGUAACAGAAAAUAUAGGAACAAUGCAUUCACAGAGGCAUGGUAUCGCAUAAGGCCCACUGGAACCAGGAUCUUCUAGUUUUAUUUUUAUU
Plutella xylostella (diamondback moth) is the source of this 1591-nucleotide messenger RNA. Its product is annotated as 4-vinylanisole receptor. Gene Ontology annotation, biological process: detection of chemical stimulus involved in sensory perception of smell; sensory perception of smell. Gene Ontology annotation, molecular function: olfactory receptor activity; odorant binding. Gene Ontology annotation, cellular component: plasma membrane. The record is from RefSeq and is a predicted model, not a curated record. Lineage: Eukaryota; Metazoa; Arthropoda; Insecta; Lepidoptera; Plutellidae.